AUGAUGCCUCGUCCAGGCAGAAACACGUACAGCGACCAGAAACCUCCCUACUCGUACAUCUCCUUGACCGCUAUGGCCAUCCAGAGCUCCCCGGACAAAAUGCUCCCCCUGAGCGAGAUCUACAAAUUCAUCAUGGAUCGGUUCCCUUACUACCGAGAGAACACGCAGAGGUGGCAGAAUUCGCUCAGACACAACCUCUCCUUCAAUGACUGUUUCAUUAAGAUCCCUCGUAGGCCGGACCAACCGGGUAAGGGCAGUUUCUGGGCACUGCACCCCAACUGCGGGGACAUGUUCGAGAACGGCAGCUUCCUGAGGCGCCGCAAACGUUUCAAGGUGAUGAAAGCGGACCACUUGGCGGUGAGCAAGCAGUCGGACGCAACGCACUACCUCCAGCAGCAGGCGAAGCUGCGGCUCAGCGCGCUGGCCGUGUCCGGGACCCACCUGCCGCAGAUACCCAGUUACAGCAUGGGCGUUUCUCAGAGCACGAGCUUCAAGCACCCCUUCGCCAUCGAGAACAUCAUCGCCAGAGAGUACAAAAACGUGAUGUCGAGCGGACUGGCUUUCUCGGCAGUGCAGCCCAUGCAGGCCGGCUACCCCAUGCAUUCCGUCGGGAGUCCCAUCGGUACCGCCUGGCCCCACAUGUACAGUACCAGUGUGAUGGACACGGCGCCGCCGCUCUCCGUGCCCAGCAGCGACUAUAGCGCCUACGGCGUGCCCAUUAAACCCCUGUGCCACGGCGGACAGACUUUGCCGGCCAUACCGGUGCCGAUUAAACCCUCCCCGGCCACCGUGCCUGCCUUGCCGGCUUUACCCGCGCCGAUCUCGGCCAUCCUGUCCAACAGUCCUGCCACGCUGAGUCCUACCUCUCCGCAGAUCGGUAACGGCCAGAGGAGCCCGAGUCCGAGCCCCGGCGAUACGUUAACGAGCGCCGGCACCGCUCUGCAGUCGGUGGCCGUGCACUGACAUUGGGUACAGAGGCGAAGGCAGGGCCAGCUCCGAACAAAGUUUACCGGAACAAGGGAGAACUGUCCGCUUGUGAUCAACUCCUGCCCUGGUGUAUAAAUGUAAAUGUGAACGGCCGGCGUGCAUAACACGAGCCUGUGAAUACGUGCACUUUUCUCCAUUUUGCUUCAGUUCUAGACUCCCCGUCACUCGCAAUCGCCGAUCACCAAGUCCAAUGUUUUUUCUAAUCGUGUUGUGAAUCCCACAAAACAUUUGUUAACACUGUAAAUGUUGACUUUCAG
Mobula hypostoma (lesser devil ray) is the source of this 1244-nucleotide messenger RNA. RefSeq names its product forkhead box B1a (gene foxb1a). Lineage: Eukaryota; Metazoa; Chordata; Chondrichthyes; Myliobatiformes; Myliobatidae. Bases 1 to 963 code for a protein of 320 amino acids. Gene Ontology annotation, biological process: cell differentiation; anatomical structure morphogenesis; regulation of transcription by RNA polymerase II. The record is from RefSeq and is a predicted model, not a curated record. The transcript has a single exon. Gene Ontology annotation, molecular function: RNA polymerase II cis-regulatory region sequence-specific DNA binding; DNA-binding transcription factor activity, RNA polymerase II-specific.